Messenger RNA from Diuraphis noxia (Russian wheat aphid), 2919 nucleotides. RefSeq names its product synaptotagmin 1-like. Gene Ontology annotation, cellular component: dense core granule; synaptic vesicle membrane; exocytic vesicle. Gene Ontology annotation, molecular function: clathrin binding; phosphatidylserine binding; calcium ion binding. Gene Ontology annotation, biological process: calcium ion-regulated exocytosis of neurotransmitter; synaptic vesicle endocytosis. Lineage: Eukaryota; Metazoa; Arthropoda; Insecta; Hemiptera; Aphididae. The record is from RefSeq and is a predicted model, not a curated record.
CCGCUCCGCUGGUCCAGUCUCUCACGGUCGUCGCCAUAUUGCGACGAGCUUUACACGCCGUCAAACCACGACCUGCCCCCCAACCCCGCCGAAGACGACUCCGACGACUCCGACUCGGCAAUGGACUGAAAACGGGACAAGCGCGGACACAAUCGCUGCAGCUAUUCCACCGCCUACACGUCGUCACGGUUUACGGACGGACAUCCGUCGSGACGGACUCCGCGGCCGCCGCCGUUACACGCCGAGAGAGGUCCACCGCGCACGUCCUGCAGCAGGGACGGGCCCAUUUAUAGUAGUUAGUCGCGGUGUACGCGAGUACCGUGCGCGCGCGGUUCGUCAUUGAGUCACUGUUCCGUCGUGCGUGUGUGCGUACCGGGUCGGGCGAGACAACGUGCACGCUUUAGAUAAACACUCCUACCUACCUCCGUACAGUCACACGGGACCACCGACCGCGCGAGAGUCUAUCGCGCCCGCCGAAGAGAAGUGAGCGGAGCCGGUCGACGACGCAAUAUAGCUUUUGAAUUUGGACACGACAACGCGGGAUAAAAUAUGGCACCUGUUGACAAGUCGACUGAUGGAUCCGAUUCAGCAGACAAAUCGGGUACGUCGGCACCGAGUCCAGCGAUCGGCGAAAAUAAGACAGCUGGCGGUACGUCAGCCCAAGGGAUCGACCAAUCAGUCAGGCAGGGCACGCCUGUUCUGGACGGCAAUGGAUAUGCCGAUACGACAAUGAGUCCCAAACUAGAAAACGCAGACAACAUAAAAACUAAACUAUCAGACAAAGAUUUGAGGACGCCGAGCAUACCGUUCAUAACGUCUACGCCAAACACCUUGUCUCCAACGGAUAGUUCGGAAAUGCCACCAUGGGCAUCUUGGUCUAUAAUAAUAGCGGUAGUACUACUAGCAGUCGGAUUCGUGGGCUUUUGCAUACACAGAUUCUUCAGAAAGCGAAGAACAAAAGAUGGCAAAAAAGGAAAAGGCGUCGUGGAUCUAAAGGCGGUCCAACUAUUGGGUUCAGCCUACAAAGAAAAAAUACAACCAGAUAUGGAAGAAUUGGCUGACAAUGCUGAAGAAAUUGCGGAAGAAGGAGACAGUACAAAGGACGAGAAAAAGUUAGGAAGGUUACAGUUCAAGAUGGAAUAUGAUUUCCAAGGCAAUACUCUCUCCGUGACCGUGAUCCAAGCGGAAGACCUGCCAGCCCUCGACAUGGGAGGUACCUCGGACCCUUACGUGAAGGUCUACUUAUUGCCGGACAAAAAGAAGAAAUUCGAAACAAAAGUGCAUAGAAAAACGCUGAAUCCCGUCUUUAACGAAACAUUCCAGUUCAAGGGAAUACCUUAUGCAGAUGCAAUGAACAAGACAUUGGUAUUUGCCAUUUUCGAUUUCGACCGGUUCUCCAAGCACGAUCAGAUAGGAGAAGUAAAAGUGCCCUUGUGUCAGAUCGAUUUGGCCCAGACGAUUGARGAAUGGAGAGAACUGCAGUCGGUCGAAGGAGAAGGAGGACAGGACAACAAGCUGGGAGACAUUUGCUUCUCAUUACGUUACGUGCCCACUGCCGGAAAACUUACAGUAGUAAUAUUGGAAGCUAAAAACUUGAAGAAAAUGGACGUUGGUGGACUCUCAGAUCCGUACGUGAAGAUCGCUUUGAUGCAAAAUGGAAAAAGAUUAAAGAAAAAGAAAACUAGUAUAAAAAAGUGUACCCUAAAUCCAUAUUACAACGAGUCGUUCACAUUCGAAGUGCCAUUCGAACAGAUACAAAAAGUGAACCUGGUAGUGACAGUGGUCGACUACGAUCGCAUCGGUACAUCUGAGCCCAUCGGCAAAGUGGUGUUGGGCUACAAUGCCACCGGCACCGAACUGCGGCACUGGUCCGACAUGUUGGCGUCGCCAAGGCGUCCGAUCGCGCAGUGGCACACGCUGAAAGAUCCGGACGACGAUGCUAAAAACUAGAAAACGCUAAUAUACAAGAACCGACCGAACGACAGACCAUCGCCGCCGGUCAUUGCCAUCGCUUAACCACUCGCCCCAAUCGGAUAUUAUAAUACCAUAAUACAGAAAUAAUAAUUCUCAAACAGCACACUAAAAUCGGAAAUAUAAGCAGACACCUAUAUCUAAUAUAGGCAUACACUUYAAAAUAAUACCAAAAUAGAUUAAUUGUCUAAACGAGAAAACGCGCCAUUUUGUGUAUUAAUAUCWUCGUAGAGAAUGUUGCAAUAUUAUUCAAACUCUAUCCUAAAAAAAAAAAAAAACAUAUACCUAAUACUAAUUGUUGGCGUACCUAUCACAUAAAUAUAUUAUUAUAUUAACAUUCUUCGUGUACACAAUGUGUACAUGACGAUAUUUUUAUCAGUGCGUGUUUUCACAUGUUAAACUUAUAUCCUCCGUCGUCACUAUCCCCAAAAGAUAAAAAGAAUAACAGAUUAUCUCUAAUGAAAUUAUCACCAACCACCAUAGAGGCAUAGACAUAAUAUAUUUACUUAUAAACUUGGACAAUAUUUAUACAUCCCUGCUAUACCUAAUAGAUUAUACACUGAUUGUCGUUUAUCGUCCUGGUGCAACUUAGAGUUAGAGAUAUUGUAAAAACAAACCUCGUUUUAUUGUGGUGCGUAUUAUUAAAAUAAUAUKAUUCAGAGAUACAGCCAGGGGAACUGAGUGAGCUGAAAACCACCCCAAAAUUUCAGGAAAAUUUAAUAAUGCUUAUGCAAAAAUAAUGGGUAACCAUUUUUAUUAAAGUUACUGCAAAUAUCUAAAAUUUUACAUACYCACCAUCAGCAUACCAAACUUAUGAGGGAUCCCAGUUAAGCCUCCCCUAAGAAAAUUAUCAGCCCUACCCCCAAAGUAAAAUCCUGAAAGAUCUUUCGUAUAAUAAUAUGUUGUACUUAAAAGUGAGACGAAAUUAUUAUCAAUACCGAACAAAAA